AUGCUUGUGCGAUUACUCGCGGUGAUCUACACUGCCUGCGUGGCGGUGGCCGCCCCAGGGUACCUUAUACCCCGCACCGCCAGCGACUUGCAACACCCGUACGUGGUGCUGGAUUUGCCCGGUUUGGCCGCCAACGUCCCCGCUGACGCCGUACCAGAAAUGCAUGCCGGCCACGUCGACGUCGGCGAGGGGACAAAGUACUUUUUCUGGCGGUUUGCCGAUUCCCAGAGACUCCCCGAAAACCAGAACCGGACGAUGUUCUGGCUUAACGGCGGUCCCGGGUGUUCGCUGAUGGACGGCGCCUUGCUCGAAUGUGGUCCGUUCCGGAUCGACGACUCGCAAUCAGUGACCCAUAACAACGGACUGUGGCACCGUUUGAUGGACAUGGUGUACGUCGACCAGCCCGCAGGCACGGGGUUUUCCGACGUUGACGGCCAGAGCUACGCCCAAAACCACUUUGACAUCGGCACCGUGUUUAUCCAGUUCAUGUUGCGCUACUUUGAGUUGUUUCCCGAAGCCCGUGACCACAGCAUUUAUUUCGGCGGCGAGCUGUACGCUGGCCAGUACAUUCCGUUUGUGCUUAAGGCGAUCUUGGACUAUAACCGAGACCACCCUGACCAACCGUUUAACGUUAAGGGGGCAGCUAUUGGUAACGGGUGGUUCUCACCGAACGAACAACUGCUUUGGUAUAUCCCAUUUUACCGUAAAGCAGGGCUCUUAGACGAGACUAACCCUCACCUUGCUGAACUUUUACAACAACACCAAAAGUGUCAGAAAAUCGUUGACGAUAUUGACCGGAAAUGGGACGAUCCCGACGUCAAUCCGGUGGAAACGGACCUGUCGAUUUGUGAGAAUAUCUUAUCCCUUUUGAAUAAGUAUACCCUUGAUACCGAUGCUCCCACCAACGAACAGUGUAUCAACGUUUAUGACUAUACGUUAAGGGACUCACCAGGACUGUGUGGCAUGAGAUGGCCCUUAGAGCUCAAAUACGUGACUCCUUUCUUGCGCCGUGAUGAUGUCAUCGAGGCACUCCACGUCACCGAUGCACACGAUUGGAAAGAGUGUAAAGGUGGUCAGUUAUCUCGGCAAUUGAACACUCGCAACUCGAAGCCGGCAGUCCACCUUUUACCGGAAAUCGCUAAGGAAAUCCCUCUUGUUUUAUUCAACGGCAACUUGGACAUUAUCUGUAACUACUUGGGCCAGGAGCUGUUCCUCAACAAAUUGACGUGGGACAACCAACGAGGGUUUGAUGAGGGCCACCAGGACUGGUACCAUAAUGGUGAUGUCCACGGGUACAUGAAGCUGCGGCUGAAUAUCUCGUCGUUGGUGAUCUAUAAUGCUCUGCACAUGGUUCCUUACGAUAAGCCCGAAGUGUCGCGAGCAGUGAUUGAUAUCUUAGUGGGCAACUUCGAUAACCACGACGAUAAACUUGAAACGUUCCCCAUAGGGGUCAGACAAGCGAAGUUGGCUGAAAACAAACCUGAAGAAAAGCCGGAAGACAAACCUGAAGAAGAUAAGCCUGAGGAUGAGGAAAAGCCCCAGGAAACAGAGGCGGUGGAGACGCCCACGGAAACCAAUACUGCGCCUCCCGCUGAGGAGCUGGGGUCGUCGCUGACCCACACCACCCUGGGCUUCACCCGCGUGGUGGAAGUGGUGGUGGUGCUUGUCCUUCUCUGGGGGGUAUACGUGCUCUUUGUGUCGUACCGGUCGCGGCCCCAGCUGAUCAUCAAGCCUCCCGGAGCCCUGCAGAAGAAAAAGAACGUCCAGUGGGCCGACCAGUUACGUCAGUUCCAAGGCGAUGACGACAACGACGACGACUACGACGGCCAGGUGGCGUCGCUGUCGCUGCCUCCGGCCAAGGGGUUCUUAGCCAAAGCUCGCGACAAGCUCACGGGUAAACCCGCCAACAAUACCUAUGCCGUUGUCCCCAACGAUCUCGAAUUGGGAGACCACGAAGGUCUCGCCGACGCCGACGACUUCGUCAUUGGCGACGAGGACGAGGACCACGACCGCCCCAUGCGGUGA
Diutina rugosa is the source of this 2025-nucleotide messenger RNA. RefSeq names its product serine-type carboxypeptidase. The transcript has a single exon. Gene Ontology annotation, cellular component: trans-Golgi network. Gene Ontology annotation, biological process: apoptotic process; proteolysis. NCBI's taxonomy places the organism in Eukaryota, Fungi, Ascomycota, Pichiomycetes, Serinales, Debaryomycetaceae. Gene Ontology annotation, molecular function: serine-type carboxypeptidase activity. Bases 1 to 2025 code for a protein of 674 amino acids. The record is from RefSeq and is a predicted model, not a curated record.